AUGAUCAAGAAUUGGCUUCUCGCUGCGGCGUUGACGCUGCUGCAGCCCGCGCUCGCCAGCUCAAGUGGAUCCUCUGCCAGCGGCAGCGACAGCUUGGACGCGCAGGCGCAAACCAUCGUGGAUGGCUUCUCGACGGACCUAGUCAUCGGCCAAAUGUGCCAGCUCGACAUCAGCAUGGUGCUCAACAGCGACCACUCGGUGAACGAGACCCUCGUGCGGCAGUACGCCAAGCUGGGCGUUGGCUCCUACUUGAACUCGCCCUUCGCUGGAUGGAACGCCACCGGGUGGCGGAACACGAUCAAGGAGAUCCAGACGUACCACAUGGACGAAAACGGCGGACACCCGAUGGUGUACGGGCUCGACUCGGUGCAUGGCGCGCAGUAUGUGGACCAGGCUGUGAUGUUCCCGCAGCAGAUCAAUGCAGGCGCCAGCUUCAACCCCGACUUGGCGCGGAAGAUGGGCUUCGUGACCGCACGUGAUACGGCUGCAGCGGGGAUCACGUGGGUGUUGGGACCGAUUCUCGACAUCUCGUACAACCCCUUGUGGACUCGCACGUACGAGACCUUCGGCGAAGACCCGUACUUGGCGUCGGUGCUGGGUGCCGCCUACAUCCAAGGAGUGCAGAACAACAGCCAGAACGGAGCGUGCAUGAAGCACUUUAUCGGGUACUCGCAGACGGCGACGGGUGUCGACCGAGAAGGGACCACCAUCUCAGACUACGACCUGCUGAACUACCACGUACCGUCGUUCAAGGCUGGCAUCGAGCACGGCGCCAUGUCCACGAUGGAAAACUACAUCUCGGUGAACGGCGCCCCGGUGAUCUCCAGCACCAAGAUCCUGAACAACCUACUGCGUGAUGAUCUGGGCUUCGAUGGCGUCGUUGUCACCGACUGGGGCGAGGUAAACAACCUCCAGAGUUGGCACCGAGUGGUGCGCACGCAGCAAGAUGCGGUUGAACUCGUGGUCGCCAACACUUCACUCGAUAUGAGCAUGGUGCCAUACAGCACGGACUUUAUUGACCAAGUCAAAUCCGUGCUGUCCAGCAACGCCGACUACGAGGACCGACUGCGCUCUUCAGCCAAACGAAUCAUCAAGAUGAAGCUUGAAAUGGGCCUCUAUGACACCCCAGUCCCCGGCGAAGAUAACGUUGAUCUCGUUGGAAAUAACGACGACUUGGAGGAGGCGCUGAAUCUCGCGAGGGAGUCUAUCGUGCUGCUGAAAAACGAUGACAAUCUUCUGCCCCUCGCAAACGGCACUUCGUGCGGAGGCUGGAGUAUUUAUUGGCAAGGAACCUCCGGCAACGAUUAUUUUGCGCAUGGCACCGUGGACGGAACAUACUCGGACGAAGAUCUCUCAACAGCGACAGGAUACGCCAGUGACGCUGACGUGGUUAUCGUUGCCAUCGGUGAAGCACCCUACGCUGAAAAGUGGGGUGAUAUCGAUGAGCUGACGCUGCCCUCGGGUCAGCUCGAGUACGUCCAGGCCCUCGCCAACACGGGUACUGAAGUCGUGCUAAUCCUGUUCGAAGGUCGUCCAAGACUGCUAGGUUCACUACCUGACUCGGUAAGUGCCGUCGUGUGGGGCGGUCUGCCAUGCGAACAAGGAGGACAAGCCAUGGCGGAGAUCCUGUUUGGCGAGGUAAACCCGAGCGGAAGGUUGCCAAUCACGUACCCGAAGUACUCUGGCCACAUCAUGAUCCCGUACCGUCAUCGAGUCGACACCCAGUGCAGCUACAGUGCCUGCGAAAUGCAAUGGGACUUUGGCGCUGGACUGAGCUACACGAAUUUUUCGUACUCGGACUUGAAGCUCAGCACGAACAAGAUCACCAGCAAUGAUGACACGGUCACAGUAUCGGUGAAGGUGACAAAUAACGGCACGAGGGCUGGCAAGGAGACUGUUAUGCUGUUCAUGAUCCAGCCGUACCGCGCCAUCUCAGUUCCUGAAGUCAAGAUGCUGCGGAAGUUUGAAAAGAUCGAGCUCGAGGCAGGAGCCUCCACAACCGCCAUGUUUACGCUUACAGCCGACGACUGGAGCGUGUACAAGCCUCAAAUCGGAAGCGGCCUCAAUCGGGUAGCGGAAAACGGCGAAUUUGUCGUGGCAAUCCAUCCUGACACCGACUGCGACGUGUACAAUGACGCUGGUAUCACGAACGAGCUCUGUGCAAACUUCACACUGGCGGCAGCCUCCGCUACCGUCGGUGACAGUACCAGCUCUUUUGCGUCUAUGUCAGAGAUGGCAUGGUGGGCUACACUUUUGAGCUGCGUUCUGGGAUUAGCACUGUAG
Molecule: messenger RNA, 2283 nt
Organism: Phytophthora sojae
Lineage: Eukaryota; Oomycota; Peronosporomycetes; Peronosporales; Peronosporaceae
Product: putative hydrolase
Exons: 3
Coding region: 1-2283 (760 amino acids)
Biological process (GO): glucan catabolic process
Molecular function (GO): beta-glucosidase activity
Source: RefSeq, a predicted model, not a curated record